CCCGCCGAGUCGAACACUCCAUGUGCGUGCACCCAUUCCGAUUCGUUGCAGCAAGUCUAUCCGCGUGAUAUUGUCUGGCUACAACGCCUGAGCCGCGAGGGAACUCCCAUACAAAGCUUCCCUGAUGCGUAUUUCUUAACCUACGCCUACUCCCCAAAACAAUUAAUGACAUGGCUAUCGAGGCUUUGAUGCGUACUGCAAAGGAGCGCUUUGUGGAUCACCUCAUCCAGUCUACGUUCCUUUCGAUUGUGAUAGCAUUUGUGAGCUACCUCAUAUACAAUGAGGCUGUACGCAGCGGAGCCCGAGUCCCCGGCAUGAGGGGACCGAGGGGGUGGCCGCUGAUCGGGAAUCUGUGGGACAUCCGUAGUAACGCUGCAGAGAAAUAUGAAGAUUGGUCCAAGACCUACGGUGACGUCUACCAGGUACAGAUGGGUAACGUCCCCGUGGUGGUCGUGAACAGUGCGGCGGCGGCGAAGACACUUUGGGUAUCACAUUCUCAGGCGCUGAGUUCUCGGCCAACGACUUACACUUUCCACAAAAUUGCGUCUAGCACUGCGGGUCUGACUAUAGGCACAUCGCCAUACGACGAGUCGCUCAGGCGACGCAAGAAGGGGGCCGCGGUAGCCUUGAACCGGCCAGCACUCCAAUCUUACGUACCGUAUCUGGACAUGGAGUCGAAAACGUUCAUUGAAGAUCUCUUCACGUACGGAAAGGCGGGCAGGACGCCAAUAGACCCUCUACCGCUUAUCCAACGGCUGUCGUUGUCCCUGGCUAUGACCAUCAACUGGGGCGUUCGGGUGCCGUCGCACGAGGAUCGGCUAUUCAAAGAGAUUGUGGAAGUCGAAGAAGAGCUUAACCGGUUCAGAUCGACUACGGGCAACAUUCAAGACUACGUUCCGCUUCUGCGUCUUAAUCCUAUCAACAAGACAUCGGCGAAGGCUCGCGAGAUGCGCGAUCGUCGUGACCAUUACCUUCGUACUUUGAAUAACGAGCUCUCUGAGAAGGUGGCCAUGGGCACAAACAAACCUUGUAUCCAGGCCAACAUUAUUAAGUUCAAGGAGGAGAAGAUUAGCGACGUCGAGCUCAUCUCCAUCAGCCUCUCUGUUCUGGGAGGCGGUUUCGAAACAGUAUCUAAUACCGUACAGUUCAGUAUGGCUUUCCUAGCGCAACAUCCAGACAUACAGGACAAGGCAUACGAGGCAAUCAAUGAUUUCCAGAGAUCUGAUGAGCCUCUAUGCGAUGCUGCUGACGAUCAGAAGUGCGCCUAUAUCAACGGGCUAGCCAAGGAGGCACUGCGUUACUUCACUGUUAUUCCCCUCAAUCUGCCUAGGCAAUCGAUCAAAGACAUUGAGUACAACGGAGUACUCAUUCCUGAAGGAACAACAUUCUACAUGAACGCAAUGGCCUGUAAUUACGACCAUGAGCUCUGGGAUGAUCCCCAGCAAUUUCGACCGGAGCGCUGGAUCGAGAAGCCAGACGCGCCGGUCUUCACUUUUGGGCUUGGGUACAGAAUGUGCGCAGGCCAUCUACUGGCAUCUCGGGAGCUGUACCUAGUGUUCAUAAGGCUCCUCAGCAGUUUUCGCCUGGAGUUGCACGGCCAGGUUGACACAAAUCCCAGAACAGGAAUGAAGAACCCACGAGACCUAAUCAUGGCGCCGAAGAAAUAUGAGAUCUUCUGCGUCCCGCGAAACGAAGACUUGCUGCGGCAAGUGCUCGAAGGCCACAAGGUUGAAGAGUGCUGUCCCGCGGUUAAUAUAGCGUUCUAAAUCCAUAGAGGCACGGGGUGCGUGUCUUGCAUCACGCAAGUCGCUGUCUU
Molecule: messenger RNA, 1816 nt
Organism: Truncatella angustata
Lineage: Eukaryota; Fungi; Ascomycota; Sordariomycetes; Amphisphaeriales; Sporocadaceae
Product: cytochrome P450
Exons: 3
Coding region: 171-1766 (531 amino acids)
Molecular function (GO): oxidoreductase activity, acting on paired donors, with incorporation or reduction of molecular oxygen; heme binding; monooxygenase activity
Source: RefSeq, a predicted model, not a curated record